AUGUCUAUUAUCUCCCGCAUCGCCUCAAGAAGCCUCUUGCAGUUCAAGAGGCCAGGCAUGGUGCCUAGAGCUGCACUUACUGUGCCUCAUUUCCAAACAAAUCAGCCUAAAAACUACUCUAGUAGACCAGUUGAUAAUUCAAAUGCUGCGCAAAGAAGGCCUAAAGUAUCGAUUAAAACCAUUCAGAGCUUGUACAGAAAGAAGGAAGCCAUCUCCAUGAUGACAGCACAAGAUUACCCUUCAGGCCUUGUUGUAGAUCAAUCUGGUAUUGAUAUGUGUCUUGUUGGAGACUCUUUGGCAAUGGUCAGCUUGGGCUUUGAUUCAACAAAUCCCCUUACAGUCGAGGACAUGCUACACCAUUGCCGAGCAGUUGCUAGAGGUGCAAAAGCACCGUUUAUUGUAGCAGAUUUACCCUAUGGAAGUUAUGAAGCCAGUCCUGAUGAUGCUGUGAGAGUCUCCCUCCGUUUCAUGAAGGAGGGCAAUUGCGAUGCCGUUAAAUUAGAAGGUGGUGUUGAAAUGGCAGAAACCAUUCAUAGAAUUACGAGAAUUGGAAUCCCCGUUUUGGCUCACAUUGGGCUUACACCACAAAGACAAUCUGCAUUAGGCGGCUUCAGAGUCCAAGGCAAGACAGCCAAACAGGCAAGUGCUUUGUUAAAGGACGCAUUUGCUGUCCAGGAGGCCGGUGCAUUUGGUGUGGUUCUUGAAGCUAUUCCAGCCGAAAUUGCCGGCUACAUUACACAACAAUUGAAGAUCCCAACCAUUGGUAUUGGUGCUGGUGUGCAUUGCUCAGGCCAAGUUUUAGUUCAAAACGAUGCUUUGGGUUUGUUUGACAAGUUUGUUCCAAAGUUUACAAAACAAUAUUGCAACUUGAAUCAAAUUAUCACAUCUGCUUUGAGAGAAUUUCAUGAAGAUGUCAAGACUGGAAGAUUCCCUGCUCCUCAAAACACGUAUCCUAUUGAUCCAAUCCAAUUAGAAAAGUUUUAUGCCAUUGAACGAGAGAGAACUGGUAUUCAUCACGACCAACGAGAGCAUGAGGAAGAGGAUAGAACUGUUCAUGCUACUAUGCUUUAA
This is a messenger RNA of Mucor velutinosus, 1071 nucleotides long. RefSeq lists its product as uncharacterized. Lineage: Eukaryota; Fungi; Mucoromycota; Mucoromycetes; Mucorales; Mucoraceae. The transcript has 5 exons. Bases 1 to 1071 code for a protein of 356 amino acids. Gene Ontology annotation, biological process: pantothenate biosynthetic process. Gene Ontology annotation, cellular component: mitochondrion. The record is from RefSeq and is a predicted model, not a curated record. Gene Ontology annotation, molecular function: magnesium ion binding; 3-methyl-2-oxobutanoate hydroxymethyltransferase activity.